Messenger RNA from Alternaria rosae, 1995 nucleotides. RefSeq names its product glycoside hydrolase superfamily. Gene Ontology annotation, molecular function: chitin binding; chitinase activity. Gene Ontology annotation, biological process: chitin catabolic process; carbohydrate metabolic process. Lineage: Eukaryota; Fungi; Ascomycota; Dothideomycetes; Pleosporales; Pleosporaceae. The record is from RefSeq and is a predicted model, not a curated record. The annotation marks the transcript as partial. The transcript has 4 exons. Gene Ontology annotation, cellular component: extracellular region.
CUCAAAAUCCGUAUCCGGAGAUUACGCGUUAUAUCGCGCACCCUGGCACUCUUCAUCUCUAUCGCAGUUCUCGUCCUCACGGCUCUUACCCUGCACAAGUUUCUCAGCACGCGCAGCAUCCACCGCAUGGUCCGACUACCCAGCGGCGAGAAUAUCUCACGCACACCCUGGGCGAAAAAUACACGGGCAUGGCCAACGUACAUGUACUUUGGCGUCGCAGCCGUCUCCGUACUACUCAAUUUCGCAACGAUCUUUUCGUACAAAUGUGGGAUCGAACAGGCCAAUGUAGCCAGUGUUGUCACGAGCACUUUUGGCUGGGUCAAUAUGCUGGGGAACUUUAUUGUGUGGUGUGUAGCCGCUACUGUCUAUCGCACCGAGAAGGAUAAGAAUGGCAAGAGCGAUGAUCUUUGGGGUUGGACGUGUAGUUCGGGUGCGAGGGCGAUUCAGAAAGAGUUCCUGGUUGAUAUCGACUUUGUCAGCUAUUGUAAUGUGCAGGUAACCUCCAGCUUCGUUGUUUCCUCAUCAUCCAUUCUGACAUCUGUCGUCUCCACCUCAACCCCGAGCUCAUCGAGCAAAUACUAUGUUAGCUUUAGCACAUCCGGUCUAUCUCGAAGCUCAGCCUCUACCUUUAUUGUCUCCUCAUCCAUAGUCACAAGCUAUGUGACCACGCAGCCCUCAGUCUCCGCGACGCCUUCCUACGCACCACCUCCACCCAAGCCCACAGCAAGCGACACCCCAUCAGGACCCACAAACCCCAACAUCCCCAUCCAUCACGGCUACCGUUCAGUAGCCUACUACGGAAACUGGGACAUCUACGCCCGAAACUUCCAACCCCAGCAGAUACCCGCGGAGCGACUAACGCAUCUCCUCUACUCCUUCGCCGACAACAAACCCGACGGCACUGUCUUCCUCACAGACACGUAUGCCGACGCGGAAAAGCACUAUCCGACCGAUUCCUGGAACGACGUGGGCAACAAUGUCUAUGGAUCGAUUAAGCAGCUUCAGAUCCUCAAGGCCAAUAACAGGAACUUGAAGGUGUUGCUGAGUGUAGGUGGUUGGACGUAUACAAACACCGCUAAGCAUAUGAACGGACCGAUGGCUACUGCUAAGGGUAGGCAACGCUUUGCGUCGUCUUGUGUUGAGUUGAUUCGCGACUAUGGCUUUGAUGGGAUUGAUGUGGAUUGGGAGUACCCUACAGACAAGGAGCAAGGCAGACAGUUGCUUGCACUAUUGAAGGAGAUCAGAAGCCUCAUGGAUGAGUAUGCUGAUACACUUGUAUACGGAGAUGAGUCUGGACGCGAGCUGAAGCCCAAGUUCCUGUUGACUAUCGCUUCGCCAGCCGGGGAGAAGAACUUCAAACAUCUGCCAUUAAAAGAGAUCAGUGCAGUGACAGACUUUAUUAAUCUGAUGGCAUACGACUACGCUGGCUCCUGGGACAAUCUGACUGGCCAUGCAUCGAACCUUUACCCGUCGACCUCGACUCCCCUGAGCACGCCCUUUAAUACAGCUUCCGUUCUGGCCGCCUACAGCGCUGCGGGCGUUCCUUCCUCCAAGCUCAAUCUUGGCAUGCCGCUUUACGGUCGCUCCUUCACCAACACUCGAGGUUUAAAUACGUCGUUUAGUGGCAUCGGCAUUGGAUCGUUUGAGCGAGGCGUCUACGACUUCAAGGACUUGCCACUUGCAGGUGCACAGGAGUACUACGAUGAAGAGGCUGGCGCAACGUACAGCUACGACGAAGCGAGUGGCGAGUUCGUCAGCUACGAUACUGUGGCCAUGGCGCUCAAGAAGGUCGACUACAUUGAGCAACAGCAGUUGGGUGGCGCAAUGUGGUGGGAGAUCAGCGGUGACAGGACAGAUGACAGCGGGAGCAUUGUGACAAAUGUUGUCAAGAAGAUGGGCGGCGGGAGUGGUGCAGGCAUCGAGUCAUCGCCCAAUUGGCUGCUGUAUCCCGACUCCAAGUUUGACAACAUGAGGACUGGCGUGUCGACGCCAUAG